Messenger RNA from Lodderomyces pseudojiufengensis, 1893 nucleotides. RefSeq names its product phosphopantothenoylcysteine decarboxylase complex subunit. Gene Ontology annotation, cellular component: phosphopantothenoylcysteine decarboxylase complex. Gene Ontology annotation, biological process: coenzyme A biosynthetic process. Bases 1 to 1893 code for a protein of 630 amino acids. The transcript has a single exon. NCBI's taxonomy places the organism in Eukaryota, Fungi, Ascomycota, Pichiomycetes, Serinales, Debaryomycetaceae. The record is from RefSeq and is a predicted model, not a curated record. Gene Ontology annotation, molecular function: phosphopantothenoylcysteine decarboxylase activity; FMN binding.
AUGCCAUCGGAUCCAAGUACUUCCACCAAGGAAAAGAAAUUACAAUUACAAGCAAAAAAUGAUGAUCAAGAAAUGCCACCGUCUAUUUUGACGAAAAAUCCUUCACAAACAAUAAAUUCAAAUCUUAAUGUAAAUCAAACUAAAUCUCAUCCUGGUUUAUCACAAACUGGUUCAACUCAACUGUUACCUUUAUCAUCAAGAUUUAAUUCUUCAAAUAGUGUUUUACCUAAUUCAUUAAUUGAUUCAAAUAUAUCUGAAGAAAAUAAUCAGAAUCAAUUAUCAAAACAACUAUCACAACCUAAAAAAGAAAUAGUGAUGGCAGGUGGAGCAUAUUUAAAAGAUAAAUUAAAUUCAGAAUCUGAUAUUUUAACAUUAAAUUCUAUAAAUAAUAAAGCAUCAUCACCUGUAACGUAUCAAGAACAACAACAAAAUAAUUCAAGAAGUUCAUUAUCUCCAAAUCCAUCAAAUAACCACCUAAUCACACCACCAGAAGAUCCUCAACAUCAUAAAGCUCCAUCAGUUCAUGCUCAUUUUUAUGUUGAUGAAACAAUUAGACCAAAUAAAUUAGGUAAUAGAUCAAGAAGUGGUUCAGCUUCAAAUAAUUCAAAUCCAAGUAAUCCAAAUUCAAGUAUAUUAAAUCCUUUAUCUCCAAAAGCAAUUUUAAAAGAACAAUCUAAUCAAAGUCAAGAAAAUAUUAGUACCAACUCACAGAAUAAUCAAAUACCUUCUGUUAGAAAUAGCAUUAGUCAUAACAACAGCAGCAACAACGUCCAUAACACAAGCAAGAGUGCUAACAGCAUUAAUUCUACAAAUACUCCAAGUAGCAAUCUUCUAGAAAAACCCCCAUUACUAACUCAAAGGUCAUCAUCAAUAUAUAAAUCACAACUGUCAGAACAGAAUUCAAAUAUAGAUCCAAGAUUACCACAAGAUGAUAAUAAAAUUCAUGUUUUAUUAGGAGUAUGUGGAGCAUUAUCAACUGGAAAAAUUAAAUUAAUAAUAAAUAAAUUAUAUGAAAUUUAUACCCCCAAUAAAAUAGCAAUACAAUUAAUUUUAACAAAAUCAAGUGAAAAUUUUUUAUUACAAGAAAGUUUAAAUAUAUUAGAAAAUGUUAAAGGAGUUCGAGUUUGGAAAGAUAUUGAUGAAUGGACAACUUGGAAAACAAGAUCAGAUCCAGUAUUACAUAUUGAAUUAAGAAGAUGGGCUGAUAUUUUAGUUGUUUGUCCAUUAACUGCAAAUACAUUAUCCAAGAUUUCUUUAGGUAUAUGUGAUAAUUUAUUAACAAAUGUAAUAAGAGCUUGGAAUACAUCAUAUCCUAUUUUAUUAGCUCCUGCAAUGGUUAGUUAUUCAUAUAAUGCAAUAACAACAAAAAGACAAUUAAGAUUAAUUGCUGAAGAAAUGCCAUGGAUUGAAGUUUUAAAACCUUCUGAAAAAGUAUUUGGAAGUUAUGGAGAUAUUGGAUUAGGUGGUAUGAUGGAUUGGAAUGAAAUUGUUAAUAAAAUUGUUAUGAAAUUAGGUGGAUAUCCUGAAAUUGAGGAUGAAGAUGAUGAUGAUGAUGAAGAGGAAGGAGAAGAAAGUGAAGCUUUGAAAGAUCAAAAGAGUCAAAAGGAAAUAAACCAAGAUUCAGCAAUUGUAGAUGACGAUGAUGAUGAUGAUCAGGAUGAUGACGAUGAUGAUGAUGAUGACGACGACGAUGAAGACGACGAUGAUGACGAUGAAGAGGAAGAAUAUAAGGAUGAUGAAUUAGAAGAAGAAGAAUUUGAUGAUAAUGAUGAAAAAAAUAAUAGUCAAAUUCAAUUCAAAGUCAAAACUAAGAAUGGUAAGUCUAUAUCACCGGAUCCGGCAUCGAAAACACCACAACCUGAACUGAUUCAAAUCCAAUUAGGAUCUAAAUAA